AUGCCUUCUGUUUGUGUUCCGAACGCCGUCACUUUCUCUCCGUCGUUGAAUGCGCGCUCCCGUUGCCGGAACCCUAAUUUCCUCCGCAAAAUCUAUCCUCCGGGAUCGCUCCGAAAUCGGUUGCACGUCGUUAAUCCGAUGGCAAGAUCACCUUUUUCUCUACCGCCAACUAAAGAACUCAUCUCUGCCGGCGACAUCCGCCACGUUUCCUCCCGUCCUCAAAGCCUGCGCCAAUCUCAAGCUCUUCGACCAUGGAGAAUCGAUCCACGCCGAUGUCAUCAAGAUGGGCUUCGCUUCCUACAGCUCCACCUGCAACACCAUCAUGAGCCUGUACAUCAAGCGCGGAGCCACCUACUGCGCACUGAACCUGUUCGGCGAAAUGCCUCAGAGAGAUUCGAUAUCUUGGAACGUCAUAAUCCAUGGUUUAUCGAGUUGCCGAGACUCCGAAGCCGGGAUGGGAUUCUUCCGGCAAGCCCGAACCCUGGGGUUUGAGCCAAAUGUGGCCACAUUGGUGCUUGCAAUUCAAGCUUCAUGGAAGCUGAAUGAUGUGGAUGAAGGUUUAAAAUUGCAUGAUCUUGUUCUAAAGAAUGGAUUUUUGGCUGAUGUUUCUGUUCAAAAUUCCAUGAUUUCCAUGUAUGCAAAGGUGGGAGAUAUUGAUUCUGCACGGAGAGUUUUCGAUGAGAUCACGGAGAAGGAUGUGAUAUCUUGGAGCUCCCUGAUCGGUGGAUAUGUACAAAAUGGACAAGCUGUCCUGGCAUUGCAGUUGUUUCGUGAUAUGUCUAGCGAAUGUGACAUGGAUGAGCUAACCGCUGCUUCUGUUCUUCAAGCUUGCAGCUUUGCGGAGGAUGUCCACCAGGGUAGCUCAUUCCAUUGUCACUUGAUUCGCAAAGGUAUCGAACACGACUUGUUUGUUCAAAAUUCUUUGAUUGACAUGUACUCGAAGUGCAAUGAUGUGGAUUCUGCACGCAAUAUAUUUGAUAUGAUGAGCGAUCGGAACAGUGUGUCAUGGAACACUAUGGUAUCUGGUUUACUCCGCAAUGAAAGGCAUCAAGAGGCAGUGGCAUUGUUCAAUUCAAUGAAGAAAAGUGGAGUUCUGAUUGACGAGGUUGCGCUAGUGAACUUGAUGCAAUCAUGUAAGAAACUUAAUCAGGUAAUUUGGUGCAAGUGCAUCCAUUCCAUGAUCAUCAAGAAGGAAUUCGCCUCGAGUACCAUUGUGCUGAACAAUUUGAUGGAUGCUUAUGUGAAAUGCAACAGUGUAGAACUCGCUGCAAAAUUAUUUAACCGAAUGGAGAGCAGAAAUGUAAUCUCAUGGAGUAUUAUCAUUGCAGGCUCUGCGCGCAAUGGCCAGCCAGAUAACGCGAUCGCGAACUUCAUACAAAUGUGGCUGGCAGGGGAGCAACUGAAUCCAGUUGCAAUGCUGAGUGUUCUGGAGGCAUGUGCUGUUGCUGCGGAGCUCAAAUUGUCAAAGUCUGCUCAUGGUAUCGUUUUAAGGAACCAGUUUGCGAGUGACCUAUCUAUUGGUACUGCAAUUCUCGACAUGUAUGCUAAGUGUGGUGAUGUAAGUUCGGCAAGAAAAGUGUUUGAGAGCACCGUAGAGAAGAAUGUUACAACUUGGAAUGCGAUGAUAGGGGCAUUUGGAAUGAAUGGAUGCCCACGAGCUUCACUUGUGGUUUUCAGUGAGAUGGUAUCACAAAAUGUGAAGCCCAAUGAAGUGACUAUCCUUGCCGUGUUGUCGGCGUGUAGCCAUGGAGGUUUAGUCGAAGAAGGGCUCUCUAUUUUUAAGAGUAUGACCUCGGAUCCUUCUCUUCGUGCUACUGUGGAGCACUACUCGUGUGUUGUGGACAUGUUGGGAAGAGCGGGAGACCUUGAAGGUGCUUUAGAGGUGAUCGAAAGGAUGCCCGAAGCUGGCCCUGCCGCUUGGAGUUCCCUGCUGAGUGCGUGCAGGAGUCGCGGAAACUGCAAAGUUGGGCAAAAUGCAGCUGCCCGAAUCCUAGAACUAGAGCCUUCGAAUCCGGCAGGGUAUUUGCUGACAUCGAGUAUGUAUGCAAAAGAUGGAUCCGUCGAUGAAAUGGCACGAACGAGAUUGUUGUUGAGGAAAAAGGGUGUGAAGGUUAUCGGCGGUUACAGUUUGGUCCGUACCGAUGGAAAGGCACACAAGUUUGUUUCUUGGGAUGGAUCUCACCCUCAAAGUAAAGAGGUAUACUCCAUGAUUGAAUUCCUGCACAAUUGUAUGCGUUUGUCUGAUAAGAAUGACUUCUUAUAAUCUCACAAGCAAGAUUUGGAAGAUUCUUCGAUUUUAAACCUAGAUUUUUUAUAGGCUUUUCAGGAAAAGUAUGCAAAUAUAAAUGACAGAUAUUUA
Messenger RNA from Zingiber officinale, 2359 nucleotides. RefSeq names its product pentatricopeptide repeat-containing protein At2g17210-like. The transcript has a single exon. NCBI's taxonomy places the organism in Eukaryota, Viridiplantae, Streptophyta, Magnoliopsida, Zingiberales, Zingiberaceae. The record is from RefSeq and is a predicted model, not a curated record. Gene Ontology annotation, biological process: RNA modification. The coding region runs from base 50 to 2263 and encodes 737 amino acids. Gene Ontology annotation, molecular function: RNA binding; protein binding.